Molecule: messenger RNA, 2030 nt
Organism: Ochotona princeps (American pika)
Lineage: Eukaryota; Metazoa; Chordata; Mammalia; Lagomorpha; Ochotonidae
Gene: COL26A1
Product: collagen type XXVI alpha 1 chain
Exons: 13
Coding region: 209-1513 (434 amino acids)
Molecular function (GO): protein binding
Source: RefSeq, a predicted model, not a curated record
CCACCUCGCCGAGUCUGAAAAGGCGGCCUCGGGGAGGCGUGGGGCGCCCCCCUACCCCCGCACCGCCCCAGACACACUCCCAGCUCGAAGACGGCUGCGCUCGCUUCCCGGCCGGAGCCGCGGGUUCGGUCCGGCCGCGGGCGCGCUGCUCAUUGUCCUCGCGCCGGGCACUGCGGGGACUUCGCGUCCCCGCGGGCGGCCGCGCAGGAUGAAGCUGGCCCUGUUUCUGCCGUGGGCGUGCUGCUGCCUGUGUGGGUCGGCGCUGGCCACCGGCUUCCUCUACCCCUACCCGGCCGCAGCCCUGCCGCAGCCGCACGCUUACCCGGAGCCUGCCGCCGGCUCCCCGGGCAGCGGCUACGCGAGCCGCCGGCACUGGUGCCAUCAUACGGUGACGCGGACCGUGUCCUGCCAGGUGCAGAACGGCUCGGAGACGGUGGUGCAACGCGUGUACCAGAGCUGCCGCUGGCCAGGGCCCUGUGCCAACCUUGUGAGUUACAGGACCCUCAUCAGGCCUACAUACCGAGUGUCCUACCGCACAGUGACAGCGCUGGAGUGGAAGUGCUGCCCUGGGUUUACUGGGAGCACCUGCGAAGAGGAAUGCAUGAACUGUACCCGGCUCAGUGACAUGAGCGAGCGGCUGACCACGCUGGAGUCCAAGGUCCUCCUCCUGGAAGCUGCCGAGCACCCCGAGGACAGGGAUAACGACCUGCCGGCCGCCCGCGGCACGGCGCCGCCCUGGGACCAGGACUUCCUGCCUGGCGCCAUCCCCCUCGCCUACCCCGGAUCCCCCAGGAGGCGGCCUGCGGGCCCAGCUGGUCCCCCAGGACAGACGGGACCCCCAGGCCCUGCAGGUCCCCCGGGCUCCAAAGGCGACCGAGGCCAGACAGGAGAGAAGGGCCCAGCAGGGCCUCCCGGGCUCCUGGGGCCACCCGGGCCUCGGGGACUUCCUGGAGAGACAGGGCGCCCCGGCCCCCCAGGACCUCCUGGCCCAGCCGGCCCACAAGGCGUCCUCUACUCCCUAAGGUCCUCUGCUGACAGAGCCGAUGGAGACUCCCAGCUGGUCCCUGCUGUCGUGGACACCGUGCUGGCAGGAGUCCCUGGCCCCCGGGGUCCCCCUGGCCCCCCAGGCCCCCCUGGACCACACGGGCCCCCGGGACCACCAGGAGCCCCCGGAUCCCCGGGCCUUGCGGGCGAGAGGGCCACGGCGGGGCCAUCCGGUGAACCUGCUGCAAAGGGAGAGAGUGGGGAGAAAAUGACCACAGAGGGCGAGGGGGUGCAGCAGCUGCGGGAGGCCCUGAAGAUCCUGGCCGAGAGGGUCCUUAUCUUGGAGCACAUGAUUGGGGUCCACGAUCCCCUGGCCUCCCCGGAGGGUGGCUCCGGCCAGGACGCUGCACUGAGAGCCAGCCUCAAGAUGAAACGGGGUGGCCCCCAGUCGGAUGGCGCCCUCGCCGCCCUGCUCGGCUCAGACCCUGGGCAGAAGCGAACCGCCGACCAGGCCAGUGGCAGGAAGUGAGAGCGCCUCACUCCAGGCCGAGCCCCAAGCCUGGCAGAAACCCCCACGGGGCUGGAGCUCCGAUGGACAUUAGGGAGGGAUGUUGACACCCGAGGCCUGGGUCCUUGGGCACAUGCCAUGCCUCCAUGGGUGGAGUCGGGAGGGGCAGCACCCAGGCGGAGCCCCUUCUGUGCAACCUGUCUGGGGGCCAGGGAACCCACUGGGGGGACAAGCCCUCGUGCUCCUUGUUUACUGAGUCCCAGCUGCCCUUGUCAGUCCAGGCGCUGGCCAAGUCAUCUGACUUAACCCUUCAUGGUCCUUGUUUCCAUGGGGAUGGCUUGCCCAGGGGUGCUGGGGGCAGGUCUUGAACUCGGGCCUCCUGAGGCCACAAGCUGUGGCCCUUACCAGCUUCCCCUUGGCAAAGUUGGGCAGGACCCUGCUCUGUAGGGUCCUUUCCCCAGCCUUGGGUCUGUUCCAUGGUUCUGGGGUUGUGGGUGGGGAAGCUGGCUUGCACCAGAGAAAAACUCCUGACUAUUAC